Messenger RNA from Vigna unguiculata (cowpea), 1464 nucleotides. It is a transcript of the gene LEC2, whose product is annotated as AP2/B3-like transcriptional factor family protein. NCBI's taxonomy places the organism in Eukaryota, Viridiplantae, Streptophyta, Magnoliopsida, Fabales, Fabaceae. Gene Ontology annotation, molecular function: DNA binding; DNA-binding transcription factor activity. The record is from RefSeq and is a predicted model, not a curated record.
AUGGACAACUUUCAUGUGCCGUUUUCAGCAACCACCACCAACCCACUAAUCCCUAAUGUCUCUACUUCGAACGUAAGAAUCCCUGCUCAACAAAACAUGGCAGAACUAACAAAUUUUAACGUCCCUGUUCAAAAAACUGGAGAAGGUGGCUUUCCUGAUCCUUAUUUCGCUCCAUAUAAUCAAAACAUGCAGUUCCAACAAAUGAAUCAAUAUCCUUUGCAUACCCUUCCGACAGGACAACCUAGUGCAAUUCGUGGACCACCAAAUUCUGAAGUUCAAGUUCAAGCCUCUGUGGGACCAUUGACUAGCAAAGUUGCCAGGGACAAAAGGAAACAAGUAAGACAGAAAAGUAAGAGUGUUGCUCCUACGGCUCCUUCGAUUCCAACCAAAGGGACAGCAAAGGAAAAACCUGUUUCUGGACGAGGAUCAGAUGGAAAACUCACUGCCAAGAAAGAUAAAACUAUCACUAUUUUUUGCACCCCAGAUGGGAAGAUGUUAGAGGAAGUUUUCACAAAGCAGUUGAAGAAUAGUGACGUUAGUGCCCUAGGUCGCAUUGUGCUCCCAAAGAGGGAGGUUGAGGCCAAGCUUCCACCAUUGACAGACAAGGAAGGGAAGGAUAUCAUGGUCAAGGAUGUUUAUUCUGGGAAGAUGUGGACCUUGAAAUACAAAUAUUGGUCUAAUAACAGAAGUAGAAUGUAUGUUCUUGAAAGUGCAGGGGAGUUAGUGAACCAUUAUGAGCUACAACUGGGAGAUUUUAUAACCAUUUUCACGGACGAAAGGAAAAAUCUGUAUGUGUGGGCUAGAAAAAACAAAAAUGUGGAAGCACCGGUGUGCUUGUCAAACAUGGAAAGCUCGAAAACAUCCGAGACAGACAACCUUAACGACAUGAAAUCUACAUAUGAAGAUGCAUAUAUGGAAUUUCUCACAAAGCUGAACCGUAAGAAAGAAGCUGAUGCUAAAAGGCUUUUGAAUUCACUCAAUGCUGGUGGAAGUUCUUCAAGUGGAGCAAAAUCAGAUGUGAAUAUAGCACACCAUGAUCAAUUGUCGAACACUGCUGGGAAAGGGGCACCAAGCCAAACAACUGCAGAAGCCACAGCACCAGCACCAACAACACCCCUUGAUGGCAAUAACAUGCCGAUAAGUGAUGAAGAUGUCUAUGGGGGCCUUGACAACAUCUUUGAAAUUGAGAAUAGUUCAUGGUUUUGAAUCAAACUUUUGAUAACUUGAAAGAUUACAAGAUAUGGCCUUAUCCAAACUAUGAUCGCUAUAUUUAAGAGAUAUGGUAGAUGUGUUUAGUUGUAUGCAAACCUUGUGUUCUUGCAUUUCGUUUCUUAUUAUGUUUAAUGGUGUCAGUGGGAUAAUAGAGACAAAUGUUAGAUAUAUAUGUUACGACAUUCAACCUUGUAUUGUUGUGUGUCAUUAUGUGGUAUAUUUAUUUCUAUGUAUGAGAUGGUGGAGAGAAAA